UGCCCCAGGUGUCACCAAGGGGUGUCUCAUCCCAGAGAAAGUGAUAUAUAUAGAGACUCCUGAGUGCAGCAGAAGGAAACAGAGACUUGCAGGACAUCACAGAGAUGAGGUGGUUUUUGUGCCUGAUGGCUGCAGGUCUUUAUCUGUGUUUGCAAAGCAACGUGGAUGCUGAAUCAGGUUUGAGCAGAAGUGUCAUUGAAAAAGCUGUGGUUGAAGCCAAAGCAACUGUUGACUCAGCUUAUGAGUACUCCAGAAAAGAGAGCAUUGACCGGGUGAGGAGGAAUGCAGCAAAUCCCUCAGACGUCUUGCGGCUGUUGAAGCAGCCUGCUGGGCCAACACGUGAUGCUGUACGUGCUGCAGACUACAUGGAUAAUGCUGUGAAACUGAUCAAGAGGUCUCUGGAAAGACGUCAGAAACGCUCCAUCAAUGCUACAGAUCUGAUCUCUGAGGAGGAUCUGCAGUUAAUUGCUGAGCUGACAGGCUGCUCUCCCCGACAUCGUGUCCCCUCUUGCAAAACUACUCACAAUUUAGACAAGUUUCGCACUGCAAGCAGCGUUUGCAACAACAGACAGAACACUCGCUGGGGAUCUGCCAACACACCUUUUACCCGCUGGCUCCCUGCUGAGUACCAGGAUAAAAUCUCUCUGCCCAAAGGCUGGGACCCUAAGCGGAAAGUCAACAAACGUUUUCUUCCAUUGGUGAGGGAAGUGUCCAACCGUAUCCUGAGCACAGCAAAUGCUGAUGUGGAAAGUGACCCACUCUACACUCACCUGGUGACAAUCUUCGGCCAAUGGACUGACCACGACCUGACCUUCACUCCUCACUCUCCUGUGAUCCGCUCAUUCAGUAAUGGAAUCGACUGUGACAAGAGCUGUGAACGCACAGAGCCCUGCUUCCCCAUCGAGAUUCCCAAGAAGGACCCCCGCUUCAGCAAACACCCAGAAGAGUGCAUACCCUUCUUCCGCUCAGCAGCAGGUUGCGGUUCAGGAAACACAGGCUACAUCUUCGGUGCAAGCAAUGUCCGUCAGCAGAUGAACUCUCUCACAGCUUUCAUUGAUGUGGGCCAGGUGUACGGUUCAGACGAUGCCAAAGCUCGCUUCCUCCGGGACCUCACCACGGAUGAGGGCCUUUUAAGAGUCAACAAACUGUACAAUGACAGUGGCCGUGAGCUCCUGCCCUUCACCAACAUGGGUGCUAACAUGUGUGCCACACGAGCCCGCAUUACUAAUGAUGCCGAUGCUGAAGAGGUGCCCUGCUUCCUGGCUGGUGACGAACGCUCCAAUGAGAACAUUGGUCUGACCUCUCUACACACACUUUUGUUGAGGGAGCACAACCGUCUGGCACGUGCUCUGGCCAAACUCAAUCCUCACUGGGAUGGAGAGAGACUCUACCAGGAGGCUCGCAAGAUCAUGGGUGGAUACUUCCAGGUCCUCACCUUCAGAGACUACUUGCUCCACAUUGUUGGUCCGGACUUCAUUAAGAAGCAGCUGUCCACCUAUCCUGGUUAUGAUGAAAACGUAGACCCCAGCAUCUCCAAUGUGUUUGCCACAGCUGCAUACCGAUUUGCUCACCUGAUGGUUCAGCCUUUCAUGUUUCGUCUCGAUGAGAAUUACCAGGAGCACCGUGACUACCCCAGCCCCCUGCUGCACAAAGCCUUCUUUGCACCAUGGAGAGUCAUCUAUGAAGGUGGCCUGGACCCAAUCCUGAGGGGGCUGGUGGGUCGCCAGGCCAAGCUGAACACACAGGAUCACAUGAUGACUGAUGAGCUGAGGGAAAGGCUGUUUGAAUUCUCCACUGAGUUGGCACUGGAUCUGGCUGCUCUUAACUUGCAGAGAGGCAGAGACCAUGGACUCCCUGGCUACAACAAAUGGCGCAAGUUCUGUGGGCUGUCACAGCCAAAAAACCAGGAACAACUGAGAAAAGUACUGAAAAAUAACGACCUGGCCAAGAGCCUGAUUAGUCUGUACGGCAAACCUGACAACAUUGAUGUGUGGCUGGGAGGAGUGGCUGAGCCGUUUGUCCCUGGGGGAAGAGUGGGACCACUGUUUGCCUGCCUGAUUGCUACUCAGUUCCAGAGGAUCCGCCAAGGAGACCGACUUUGGUGGGAGAACGAUAGAGUCUUCACCAAGGCUCAGAGGGAGUCCCUGAGGGACACGUCACUUGCCCGCAUCAUCUGUGACAACACUGGCAUCACUGAAGUACCUGAAAGACCCUUCCAGUACAGGCCUCGAGGUUCUGGUUACACUAAAUGCAGGGACAUUCCUGCCUUUGACCUCAAUCCAUGGAGGGAGAAUAUCAAGUAGAAAUUCUCAGUGCAGCAGUCUGACUAAAGACAGCUACAGCUCAGGAUCAGGGUUAGGGUUACCUGAUGUGUGGGAGGAGCUCUUUCGUCACACUGCUGCUGACUCAGAUGACAUUCUCAAAACAUUACAGACAGAAAGCUAUGAUGUUUAAACCCUGAGUCAUUGUUUGACUUUGAAUAUUUUCUUUCUAUGUUGUGUCAAAUAUUUUUUUUUUGUUAUUCUUAUGCAAACAAAUGUGAACCGUCUGAUAAUUUCUAAAUAAUGUGAUUUACAAGAUGUGUGUUCUUACAAACAUAAAUACAUAAAAAAAAUUAGUGUUCCUAAUGAAUACCUAUGACUCAACAUCUAAUUUUCAUAUCAAUAUUUGGAAGAUCCCUGGUGUUUUCUGCACAACACUGAAACCAGGAGAAAAUACAUGCAUCAUUCAGCAUACAGGAGUCACACUGGCUUGGUGUAGACAACAUUUAAAUCAAUAAUGUGUGAUAAAAAUUAAUCUAUAUAAUAAGUACAAUAAACAUAUGUAAAAGGUC
Molecule: messenger RNA, 2833 nt
Organism: Lates calcarifer (barramundi perch)
Lineage: Eukaryota; Metazoa; Chordata; Actinopteri; Centropomidae
Product: eosinophil peroxidase
Exons: 13
Coding region: 105-2303 (732 amino acids)
Biological process (GO): response to oxidative stress
Molecular function (GO): peroxidase activity; heme binding
Source: RefSeq, a predicted model, not a curated record